AUGGCACUUCCAGAUUAUAUGACUGACAUGAAUGCCGUCCUUAAGGACAAAGUGGAAUGGCUUCACGGGACAAUUCCAGAUUAUAGUAAAGCUAAUAACCUGUUUCUUAAAGAACGUACAAAGAUUCACGAAUCCGGCUCCCUUGAAGAUCUCGUCACGAACCUGGUCAAAAACUGGGAAAAGGAGGCAUCUCACAAGCCCAAGGCUACUGAUUGGCGUACAAUUGACCACAAAGUUUACAGAUUCUCCACAAACGGCGGAGCAUGGUCCACAGCGGAAGACAUGAUCAAAAUCGGUACUUAUAAUGCUCUCAUCGGUGAAUCAGAAUAUUAUGCGGCAAGUAGAAUCAUGGAUUCUGUGGACUCUCAUAAAGUUUUUCGUGGUUGUCUUCGUUCAGGAUUCGCUUGGGAAUGUUUAGAAUGGGGUAAGAUGAGCGGUAAUCUACGAUGUCCUAUGCGCAACGGUUCAGAUCUUAUAGCGGAACCAACAAACGAAAUAGUGGACCUUUUUGGCGUUACAGUUGCUACUAUUAAUGAGAAAUUUCAGAUUUUGCAGUUAGAAACGUUUUUUAAUCCGGAUGAUUUGUUUUCGCAAAUGGUUAAAAAUUGUCCUGUUGCUGGGGUUGCUACAAAAUAA
This is a messenger RNA of Funneliformis geosporum, 636 nucleotides long. The record is from the annotation of a GenBank genome assembly. Lineage: Eukaryota; Fungi; Glomeromycota; Glomeromycetes; Glomerales; Glomeraceae.